AUGGAGGCCCCGGACCAUUCAUAUGAUGAGGGAAUUGAUUUCCACAAUCAGCUAAGAUGUAGAAGUACAGAAUGCUUAGGUGUAGAGGAGAGCACGCCAUGCUGUGGACAUUCAGGACGCUCGGAACAUUCGGGACAUUCAUCCAAGGACAGCAACUCAAAGGAUGGUGGUAUUGUUUCCUUCAAUGGCGCCAGCCUAGACGUCGAGAAAGGUCCUCCAAUUGUGGAGCAUGUGGUCAUCAGUGUCCAAGGCAUGACAUGUUCAGGGUGUGAGAGGCAGUUGGAACGCUCUCUGCAGGGCACUCCUGAAGUUCUGGGCAAUAUCAAGAUCAGCCUGGUCCUAUCCCGCGCCGAAUUUGACCUCGAUGUCGGCAGGCUCAGCAUCGGAGAACUGCUAUCUCGGCUACACAAGCAGACAUCCUACAAGUACCACCAAAUUUUCGAACAAGCCGACGGUCAGGUCCUUGAUGUCGUGCCGCCACGGGACGAGGACUACAGUAUCUCGCAGAAACCGUUUCCAAAUGGAGUAACCGACAUUUCAGCAACGCCGGAGGGGUACCUUCGAAUCUCAUUCGACGCUCACAUUGUCGGCGCCAGGACCCUGGCGGAACAGAGCUUCGGACAUGAACUGGCCCUCGCUCCACCGAACCAAGACCCGUCGAUCGUAGCAGGCAAGAAGCAAGUGAAAAAAGAAGGAUUACUCUUCUGCGGUGCAGCUAUGUUAACCAUUCCGGUUCUGAUAAUGGCGUGGGCUCCGCUUCCAGAGGACAAGAGUCAGUCGCUGGCAUAUAAUUGCACGUCAUUUGCACUGGCGACAAUCAUCCAGUGCGGGGUCGCAUGGGAGUUCUAUCCGAAAGCAUUCCGAGAUCUCUUCUAUUCACGAAUUGUUGAGCUAGCACUGUUGAUCGCGCUGAGCACUUCUGCCGCAUAUAUCUAUUCAGUAGUCGCCUUCGCCCAUUACUUGAGCGGACACCCGCUGAAGACAGGAGAGUUCUUUGAGACCAGCACGCUACUGAUCACCUUGAUAAUGCUUGGACGCUUCAUCAGCGAGUAUUCCCGGCAGAGAGCGACGGAAUCGGUCUCAAUUCGCUCACUGCAGGAGUCAUCCGCUCUCCUCAUUUCCGAAGAGGAUCCUCGCCAUACGCAAUCCAUCGAUUCCCGACUGCUGCAAUACGGCGAUCUUUUUCGAGUGCCACCUGACUCCCGAAUCACCACCGAUGGCAUUGUGACUUUCGGUGGCUCUGAAGUGGACGAGAGUAUGGUGACCGGCGAAUCGAGAUUAGUUGCCAAAGGUGUGGGAAGCCGGGUGAUUGCAGGGAGCAUCAACCGCAGCGGGGCGCUGGAUGUUAAGUUGACCAAACUUCCGAGCGAAAACACCAUCCACGAGAUUGCCACGCUAGUCGAUCGAGGCGAGCUCGAGAAACCUCGCACCCAGGAGAUUGCCGAUGCGAUAGCUGGCUGGUUCGUCCCGCUGGUUGUUGUGAUCACGCUCGUCGUUUUCUUGGUUCAAUUCCUUGUCAGGGUCUACGUUGAGAAGGUGUCUCGUGGAGAGGCUGCAGCGAAUGCCCUGACGUUUGCCAUCGCUACACUGGUCGUCAGCUGCCCCUGCGCCAUCGGGUUAGCGGUGCCCAUGGUCGUCGUGAUUACUCGUGGAGUGGCGGCGAAGAUGGGAGUGGUGUUCAAAGAUCCACUCGCCAUCGAAAAUGCAAGGAACAUGAAACACAUCGUAUUUGACAAGACCGGAACUUUGACGGAAGAAAACAUGAGCGUCGUUGCGGAGCACUUGUUGAAUGCAAAGACGAAAGAGGCGGAAAAGGACGGUCCCACAUGCCCUGACGCCUGUUGCGAACCGGCGACUAACGAAUCGAAACCCGAGUCAAAAGAUGAGCUCGCCGCCGCAGCACCGAAAUCCCUCCUCCUUGGACUCAUCGAAGGCUCGAAACAUCCCGUCUCGCAAGCCGUCGCCACACAUCUCCGCUCUCACGGUGUGUUACCCGCCCAUAUCCACAACAUCGUCUCUGUCCCCGGCAAAGGCAUCGAAGGCGAAUACCAAGGCAAGCCUGUCCUCGCUGGCAAUCCUGCAUGGUUCAGCGCCGAUAAACACCCCGACGUUCUCACGAUCCACCAGCAGCGUCUUUCUGUUCUCUGCUUCUCCAUCAACGGCACCAUCGCCGCCGUAUACGGCCUCGAGAACCCUCUCCGUCGCGAAGCCCCCGAGGUGAUCCGCGCGUUUCAGAAACGCGGCGUCACCGUGCAUAUCGUCAGCGGCGACAACAGUGCAACGGUGCUGGACGUUGCGGGUCGGCUCGGCAUCCUGUCGCAGUAUGUGAAGGCGCAAGCAUCCCCGGCCGCGAAGCAAGAGUACCUCCGCGAUCUCCUGUCGUCAGGAGCGCAGGCCAAGCGGCGCCGGAACGGCACCUCGAAAGGCGGCCCGAUCGUCGUAUUCUGCGGGGACGGGACGAACGACGCGCCCGCGCUGCGGCUAGCAAGCAUUGCCUCUACUACUCCCCGUACCCUCUCCGCCUCCACCUCCCUGAAUUCCGAAGUCGCCAGCGCCGCCGCCGACGUCGUCCUCGUGCAUCCGGAUCUGCGCGGGCUGCUGAUCCUGCAGGACGUGAGCGCGUCGGCGUGGUGGCGCAUCGUGCUGAACUUCGUGUGGGCAGGGCUGUACAACGUGGUGGCGCUGCUGGGGGCGGCGGGGGCGUUCGAGAAGGUGCGGGGCGGGAAGGGGUGGAGGAUCCCACCGGCGUUUGCGGCGGUGGGGGAGCUGGUGAGCGUGUUGCCGGUGGUGGCGGUGGCAGUGACGUUGAGGUGGAGAUGGAGGAGGGGGAGGUGGGGGCAGUGA
Molecule: messenger RNA, 2844 nt
Organism: Eremomyces bilateralis CBS 781.70
Lineage: Eukaryota; Fungi; Ascomycota; Dothideomycetes; Eremomycetales; Eremomycetaceae
Product: heavy metal translocatin
Exons: 3
Coding region: 1-2844 (947 amino acids)
Biological process (GO): monoatomic cation transport
Cellular component (GO): membrane
Molecular function (GO): ATP hydrolysis activity; ATP binding; ATPase-coupled monoatomic cation transmembrane transporter activity
Source: RefSeq, a predicted model, not a curated record